This is a messenger RNA of Adineta ricciae, 1011 nucleotides long. NCBI's taxonomy places the organism in Eukaryota, Metazoa, Rotifera, Eurotatoria, Adinetida, Adinetidae. The record is from the annotation of a GenBank genome assembly.
AUGUUAACAAAAACUCAAGAGCAAAUGAAUGAACUUUUACGUGAAUUAAAACUCGGUUGUGUAUUAGUCGAACAAAAAUAUGAUGGAACAAAAUGUUUUCGUCAUUAUUACUUACAUAAAAGUGAGCAAUUUGUAACAUAUCGUCAAACAAAUCGAACACUCCCAUCGCCAAUACGUUAUUAUAUAAAUCAAAUCGAUGAAAUACGCGUUGGGUUUAAAACACGAACAUUUGAUCGACUUAUUAAACAUAAACUUCUUAGACAAGAUGAUGAACAAUGCGCGUUUUCGAUAUUUUCGAAUAACUAUCGUGAUGAAAUCAAUCUUCUUGCAAAUGAUGAAGAAAUACGAAAUAUAUGGAUCGAAGGUCUUCAAUAUCUUAUAGAAAUUCAUUCUCAAAUUCAACAAAAUUAUCUUACUAAUGAAACAAAUUGGAUUUUGAAUUCUUUCUAUUCGAUUACAAAACAACGUUCAGAUUCAUUAUCAAAAGAUGAAUGUCGACAAUUAUUAAUUGAUACAUUCAAUACAAAAGUAUCUGAUGAAGAUUUUGAAAGAUUUUUUCAAAAAAUCGAUAAAAAUUCAUUAGUAAGUGAUGAAUUUCUCGAAUUAUUUCAUUCAAUUACACUUCGUCAUGAUCUUUAUAAAAUAAUGAAAAAAUAUGCGAAUAAUACGGAAAAUCAAACAAUUGAUUCGCUUUAUUUAACAGCAGAACAAUUAUUAGAAUUUCUUCAAAAAGAACAAAAUCAAUUUGUAUUAAAAACACGAAAAAAUGAUUCAAAAUGUGAUUUUACACUCGAAUCAAUCAAUACAAAUGAACAAGUCAAAGAAUUAAUUCAGCAAUUUGAAUCAAAUGAUCAAAUGAAAGAAAAUGGUCAUAUUAGUUUAAAAGGUUUUAGAGAUUUACUUCUAUCAGAUGACUUUACUCUUAUGAAACCAUGGUGUUCUCGUUUUGUUUAUCAAGAUAUGACAAGACCACUUAAUGAUUAUUAUAUCAAUACAUCAUAUAAUACGUAA